AUGUCUAAAAUAUCGGGGAUUGGUAGUGGUACUGCUAAACCACAUGUUGUUAUUAGUCAUGAUUAUAGUACUUUUGAAAAGAAUAAUUAUACAGCUAGACCUCCAACUUUUAGUGGAGGCUCUAUAGAAUUUGAAUGGUGGAAAAGCAAUAUGUACACUCACAUAAUAGGUCUUUAUGAUGAAUUGUGGGACAUUCUUGAGGAUGGAAUUGAUAUUCCAGUUAAUGGAGUUCGAAUGGCAACUGACAAAAAAAGUCUCACACCUGCUCAGAAAAAGACUUAUAGAAAACAUCAUAGAGUUAAAGGUAUUUUGGUAGAUAUUAUACGUCACUCUGAGUACAUCAAGAUUAUUGAUAAAUUUACUACUAAAACCAUUUUUGAAUCCCUAUGUGCUACAUAUGAGGGAAAUCAACAAGUAAAGGAAGCAAAGGCUAAUCUUCUAGUUCAACAGUAUGAGUUGUUCAGAAUGAUAGAAUAUGAAGAUAUUGAAACCAUAUUCUCAAGGUUUCAAGUUAUUAUUCUUAGGAGUCUUCCUGUCAGACACGCGCCAAAGGUGACUGUUAUUCAGGAAGCCAAAAACUCAAACACAUUAAGUUUUGAAAGCCUUAUAAGCAACCUCUAUAGCCAUGAGAUAGAGCUAAAUGGAGAAGAAUCUGCCAAGAAAUCAAACUCUCUUGCUUUGAGAUCUGUUGCUAAAUCUACUAAGGCUCCUCAAGUUUGGGAGUUUGAAGAAGCUUCUUGUGUAGAAGGUUCAGAAGAAGAUUCAGCUGAUGAGGAGGUGGCCUUUAUUAUCAAAAGAUUUCAAUAUCUUGCAAAGAAGAACAAAAUAUUCUCAUAA
Molecule: messenger RNA, 837 nt
Organism: Lathyrus oleraceus (garden pea)
Lineage: Eukaryota; Viridiplantae; Streptophyta; Magnoliopsida; Fabales; Fabaceae
Exons: 2
Coding region: 1-837 (278 amino acids)
Source: RefSeq, a predicted model, not a curated record